UGCAUAUAAUCGAGAUGGUAAAACCGCAUAAUGUCCUCGUCGGAGACAGCUGAGCCACAUCUCCGUACUGCCAUGGCCUCCUUCUCUCUCCUCUCUCUCUCCUCCUCUUCUUGGCCCACAUCUCUCCCCACGCGUCGUCGGCGGCGGAGACGGUUCUGGCGGGUGACCUCCUGGACGCGGCCCACGCUUCGGGGUUCGCCGCGUAGCUGCGCAGCGUGCGGCGGCGCAUCCACCAGCACCCGGAGCUGGCCUUCCACGAGUACCGCACAAGCGAGCUCGUCCGCGCCGAGCUGGACACGAUCGGCGUGUCCUACUCCUGGCCCGUCGCCCAGACCGGUGUGGUGGCCACGAUCGUCGGCGGCGGCGGCGCUGGGUCCGUUGUUGCGCUCCGGGCGGACAUGGACGCGCUCCCCUUGCAGGAACUGGUAGAUUGGGAAUACAAAAGCCAGGAGAGUGGGAAAAUGCAUGCUUGUGGACAUGAUGCUCACACAUCAAUGCUUCUCGGAGCUGCUAAGCUACUUCAUUCUUGGAAGGAUUACAUCAAGGGUACCGUCAAGCUUGUCUUUCAGCCAGCAGAAGAAGGAUAUGCCGGGGCUUACCAUGUCCUAGAAGAAGGUAUUCUAGACGAUGUGUCUGCCAUUUUUGGUCUGCAUGUCGACCCAAGUCUUCCAGUGGGUACCGUCGUCUCCAGGCCAGGGCCAUUCAUGGCAGCAUCGGGACGGUUUUUGAUAACGGUCACUGGGAAAGGCGGUCACGCUGCAAUGCCACACAGUGCUGUCGACCCCAUCGUCAUGGCAUCCUCCGCCAUCAUCAGCCUCCAACAAAUCGUAGCUCGGGAAAUCGAUCCCCUCGAAGCCGCGGUGGUCUCAGUAACAUUCAUGAAAGGAGGUGAUGCUUACAAUGUCAUUCCUGAGUCAGCUUGCUUCGGUGGCACCUUCAGGAGCUUGACAACAGAAGGUCUAUCAUAUCUUAAGAAGAGGAUCAAGGAGAUUGUCGAAGCGCAUGCCGUCGUGAGCCGCUGCACUGCCACCGUCGACUUCAUGGAUGAGGAGCUCCGGCCAUACCCAGCCACCGUCAACGACGAAGGCAUGUACGAUCAUGCCAGAUCAGUGGCAGCGGCUAUGCUUGGAGAAGGCCACGUCAAGAUAGGUGGCCCAAUCAUGGCCGCGGAGGAUUUCUCGUUCUACACGCAGAGAUUCCCAGGGGCAUUUUUCAUGUUAGGAACCCGCGACGAGGCUAUGGCAACCGCGGUUCAUCCACUCCACUCCCCCAACUUUGUGAUCGAUGAGGGUGUGCUCCCGGUGGGAGCUGCCUUCCAUGCUGCUGUGGCGAUGGAGUACUUGAACAAGCGCGGAACCGUGGCAAAGUAAACUAAAUUACUGUUGUUCGUUGGAAAUUUUAGGAUGCCAAUAAUUGUUAGGACGGGUGUGGGCAUUCAUAGGUAUGAGCAUAAUAGUUGUUAGGAUGUGAUUGCGACAUGGAGCUAAGCUUAUGAGUGUUUACAGUUGUAAGAGUCUAACCUCAGUUUUCAUUGUGCAAAGCUCUGCACGGUGUGAGUUGGCCUGGUUAUGCAACUCGUUCCAUUCGAAAGACAACUCGGAAAGUAAACGUUAGUCUCCACUUUUUGAUUGAAUAUAUUGAUUUGGAUACAAAA
This is a messenger RNA of Aegilops tauschii subsp. strangulata, 1654 nucleotides long. Its product is annotated as IAA-amino acid hydrolase ILR1-like 7. Lineage: Eukaryota; Viridiplantae; Streptophyta; Magnoliopsida; Poales; Poaceae. The record is from RefSeq and is a predicted model, not a curated record. Gene Ontology annotation, molecular function: IAA-Ala conjugate hydrolase activity. Gene Ontology annotation, cellular component: endoplasmic reticulum. Gene Ontology annotation, biological process: auxin metabolic process.